This is a messenger RNA of Cucurbita moschata (crookneck pumpkin), 1373 nucleotides long. Its product is annotated as serine/threonine-protein kinase STY17-like. Bases 137 to 1213 code for a protein of 358 amino acids. Gene Ontology annotation, molecular function: ATP binding; protein kinase activity. NCBI's taxonomy places the organism in Eukaryota, Viridiplantae, Streptophyta, Magnoliopsida, Cucurbitales, Cucurbitaceae. The transcript has 6 exons. The record is from RefSeq and is a predicted model, not a curated record. Gene Ontology annotation, biological process: protein phosphorylation.
GAUAUUCGAUUGAAGCCUGAUUAUUGUCGUUAUGGUUUUGAAUCUUUUUCUUCUUUUCGUGUUUCUUGUUUUCAUUUCCGAUUCAUUCUUUAUUUACGCAAUGGAAUAGACUAAGAAAGCAGAAGCGGGUCCAACAAUGGCGGAGGAACACGAAGAACACUCAUUCAAGACAAUCGGUACUGCUUUCAGUUGGUUCAUUGGGGACGAUGAUUCUGAAGAUUUGGGUUCCGAGUGCGCCCUCAAGAUCGAACCUAGUUUGCUCAUUGACCUUCGUUGUUUAAAGAUUGGUGAAGUUAUUGGCGAAGGUUCUUACUCCAUUGUGUAUGAAGGACUGUACGAUUAUCAACCUGUUGCCGUGAAGAUUAUACAGCCGAGUAGGACAUCGGCUAUAAGUACUAGAAACAAAGAAAGAUUCCUGAGAGAGGUUGCGUUGCUAGCAAUAGUGAAUCACGAGAACGUUAUUCAGUUCAUUGGCGCUGCCAUAGCGCCGACGUUGAUGAUAAUCACUGAGCUAAUGAGAGGUGGAUCACUCCAAAAGUACUUGUGGAGCAUACGGCCGGAGACCCCAGAACUGAAGCUUUCCUUAAGUUUGGCUCUAGAUCUAUCACGAGUAAUGGCAUACUUACAUUCAAAUGGAGUCGUUCAUCGCGACUUAAAGCCAAGCAAUCUAUUGCUAACAGAAGACAAGCAACGGAUUAAACUAGCAGACUUUGGGUUGGCUAGAGAGGAAAUAUCUGGUGAAAUGACUACUGAGGCGGGUACUUACCGAUGGAUGGCCCCUGAGCUGUUUAGCAUUGAUCCAUUGCCUGUUGGAGGUAGGAAAUUUUAUGAUCACAAGGCAGAUGUCUACAGCUUCUCGAUAAUUCUUUGGGAGUUGAUGACAAACAAAACUCCAUUCAAGGGCAGAAACAAUAUAAUGGUGGCAUAUGCCGCAGCUAAGAACAUAAGACCAAGUCUUGAAGGAAUCCCAGAAGAUAUCGCCCGUCUCUUGCAGUCAUGCUGGGCUGAGGAUCCAAAAAUCCGUCCAGAAUUUACAAAAGUGAUAGAUUCUCUAAGGAAUAUUCUCCAAACUUUUUGCUUACAAGAAUCUUCAGUUCCUGUCAUGGCGGACACAGAGGAGGACGUCGAAGGUGCAUCAGACACAUCGUGUUCUGAGAGAGAGAGAGAGCAUAAUAAGGCUAGAAGACAUGGAAACUCAUCAUUUUGCCUCUAGUGUUGCCACGACUUGUGCACGUCUGAUUAAACCGACAGGUUUUGUGUCCUCGUGUUUUGCCAAAUAAAUGUAAAUGGUCGGUUAGAUCCAGUUUUGUAAGUCACUUUACAGGAUAGGCAAAGAACAUUGAGAAAGAUAUAGCAGCUUUUGAUCAUCAACA